AUGGCAUCGAGCGACACCAGCCGCCCUCUGCUCGAGCUGCCAGGCGAGGUUCGCAAGCGUAUCUGGGAGCGCGUCUUUGCUCAUCAUGUUGUUGAUCUCCCACCCGCUCCUGGCAACUUGAAUGGCGGACUUCCGCAUACUCUCGACCCGGCCGCACCUGCCAUCCUCCUUGUUUGCAAGCAGACUCACGCCGAAGCUAUCGGCGUGUAUUAUCGGCUCAGCGACUUCCGCGCACCCCAUGACUUCCCGCUCAGAAUGUACCUACGCCAACUACCUGUCGCAUACUUCCAUCUCGUGCAGAACAUCAGCAUCGAACUGGGUCGCGCAAUCCCGAACCGACGCCUAAAUGUUCAGUUCAGUACUACCUACAUCGCCAACCUCGCUCAGCGUACUGUUCUGCUCUUGCAGCAAUACCUUCGCGAUGUGGACCAUCCGUCCGCUCGUGACAUUACGGUUAGGGUCAGCACCGAUAGUGCAGGAAAGAUCUUUUCUACAACUCCAUGGGAGACCUAUACGCAAAGUCUUCUUUCAGAGCGCGGUAAGGAUUUUGAUCCUUCAAAGUGGUCAACGGCGUCUUGACUGACAUUCGCUUGCAGCCUCCAAUGACUCAGAUCAAUCGAAUGACAGCCUGGGUGCGCGGGUCGAGGAAGCUCUCGCACAGUCCCGCUUCUUCGAGUACGACCACCGGCGGCCACUUACGUGCUGGAAGUCCAGGUGGCCUUGGUUAA
Messenger RNA from Lecanosticta acicola, 728 nucleotides. NCBI's taxonomy places the organism in Eukaryota, Fungi, Ascomycota, Dothideomycetes, Mycosphaerellales, Mycosphaerellaceae. The record is from the annotation of a GenBank genome assembly.